Kockovaella imperatae is the source of this 2352-nucleotide messenger RNA. RefSeq lists its product as hypothetical. The transcript is spliced from 8 exons. The record is from RefSeq and is a predicted model, not a curated record. Gene Ontology annotation, cellular component: membrane. Bases 54 to 2279 code for a protein of 741 amino acids. Gene Ontology annotation, biological process: ATP synthesis coupled electron transport. Gene Ontology annotation, molecular function: iron-sulfur cluster binding; NADH dehydrogenase (ubiquinone) activity. NCBI's taxonomy places the organism in Eukaryota, Fungi, Basidiomycota, Tremellomycetes, Tremellales, Cuniculitremaceae.
CCAGCCUUAUACCUCAUAGUAUUCCGGCACAAACAGUGCUAGAUCGGUUCAAGAUGCUCAGGCAGCUCGCAGCGACGCGAUCACUCCCGAGACAUCUGGCUGCGAAAGCUCAGCUCACCCGGACAUUCGCAUCGAGCAGGGCUGCUCGGGCUGAUAUUACCUUGACUGUAGACGGCAAGGAGGUCACGGUUCCGCAAGGUACCGCUCUGAUCCAGGCUUGCGAAGCAGCCGGAGCUACUGUGCCUCGAUUCUGUUAUCAUGAUCGAUUAGCCAUUGCUGGAAACUGCCGGAUGUGUUUGGUUGAGGUCGAGCGGUCACCCAAACCCGUUGCUUCAUGCGCAAUGCCUGCCAUGCCAGGGUCCAAAGUCUUCACCAACACUCCUCAGGUCCACAAGGCACGUGAAGGCGUCAUGGAAUUCCUGCUAGCCAAUCAUCCUCUUGAUUGCCCGAUCUGUGACCAAGGUGGAGAAUGUGAUCUACAAGAUCAAUCGAUGCGUUAUGGUUCAGACAGGACUCGAUUCCACGAAAUUACCGGAAAGAGGGCGGUCGAAAACAAGGAUCUUGGACCAAUCGUCAAGACAUCGAUGAACAGGUGUAUUCAAUGUACUCGAUGUGUCCGAUUUGCCAACGAUGUCGCUGGAGUCGAAGAUUUGGGAACGACUGGACGUGGAAAUGAUCUUCAGAUCGGCAUGUACAUCGAAAAGACCCUUGAUUCUGAGAUGUCUGGCAACAUUAUCGAUCUCUGCCCCGUCGGAGCCUUGACUUCGAAGCCGUACGCUUUCCAGGCUCGUCCUUGGGAACUGCGUAAGACGGAAAGUGUGGAUGUCCUCGAUGCCGUUGGCAGCAAUAUCCGCGUAGACAGUCGUGGCGUCCAGGUCAUGCGGAUCCAACCGUGGAUCAAUGAUGAGGUCAAUGAAGAGUGGAUCAACGACAAGACCAGAUAUGCCUACGAUGGUCUGAAAUACCAAAGAUUGACAACGCCCCUCGUUCGACAAGGCGACAAAUUCGUCCCAGCCACAUGGGAACAGGCUUUACAGAGAAUCAAGAAGGGGCUACGGCAGUCCGGGGCGCGGAAGAAUGAAAUCAAAGCUGUCGCUGGACACUUGGCAGACGCUGAAUCGCUCAUCGCGCUCAAAGAUCUCAUAAACUACCACGGAUCUGAGAAUCUCGCCCUCGAUCAGACUCUUGGGGACUCGGCUCUCGCUCAUGGUGUCGACAUCCGAUCUAAUUACCUGUUCAACACUGGAAUAGAGAAUGCCGGCGACGCCGAUGCCGUUCUCUUCAUUGGCACCAACCCUCGACACGAAGCAGCCGUUCUCAACUCUCGAUUCAGAAAGUCAUACCUUCACAGCGGGGCAGAGUUUGCGGUUAUUGGCGAGAAGUUCGACUCCAUCUUUGAGUACGAGCACCUCGGAACAACCCCGAAAGCCGUGGCCGACUUCUUCGAGAGCACGAACAAGGGCGGCUUCGCGGAAAUCUGGAAGAACGCCAAGAAGCCGAUGGUGGUCGUCGGUAGUGCAGUCAUGGAGAGCAAGGAUGGAGGGGCAGUACUCAAGUCGGUCGCCGAGCAUGUUUUGAAACAGGCAGACAGGUUCUUGACAGAGGAAUGGAACGGAUUCUCCAUCUUGCAACGGGUUGCCUCCCGUUCUGCAGCGUUUGAUAUCGGUUUCAGUCCGUCGGCCAAAGCAUCCGCUACUACACCAAAAUUCAUCUAUCUGCUCAACGCCGACGAGAUUGACCCCGAGUCAAUCCCGGAAUCUGCCUUUGUUGUUUACCAAGGUCAUCAUGGUGAUCUCGGAGCUCAAUUUGCCGACGUCUGCUUGCCAGGUUCAGCCUACACUGAGAAGGCUUCCACGUGGGUCAACACAGAGGGCAGGACACAGGUCGGCCGAGUGGCUGUGCCUCCACCAGGAGCCAGCAGAGAAGACUGGCAAAUCAUCCGAGCUCUCUCAGAAGUGUUAGGUACCCCAUUGCCAUAUGACGACAUCAUCGAGCUCAACGAACGAAUGUGGGAAGUUUGCCCGUCUCUCUUGAGACCGACAUCGCGGGAAACAACUUCUUUGGAAAUCCUCAAGGCUGGGCUGACCUACCUAUCCAACGUCGAAACCGAUGCGCUUUCAUCCACUGAUAUGAAGAACCCUAUCAAGGACUUUUACCGAACCGACCCAAUCUCCCGAGCCAGUGUCACCAUGGCACAAUGCAGCAAGGCGUUCACCAGCAAGGACUACGUUCCUUCAGAUCAGGAGGAUUCCGGCGAGAUGCAGGUGACGUAUGGUUAGGUGUGGCCAGUAUGUCAGGGGGAAAAAAACGCAGUUUUUGUACGAUUGAGCAUGCAACGUGGGAUGGACUGGA